Aspergillus ruber CBS 135680 is the source of this 1776-nucleotide messenger RNA. It is a transcript of the gene glnA, whose product is annotated as glutamate--ammonia ligase. Lineage: Eukaryota; Fungi; Ascomycota; Eurotiomycetes; Eurotiales; Aspergillaceae. Gene Ontology annotation, molecular function: glutamine synthetase activity. Bases 250 to 1326 code for a protein of 358 amino acids. The transcript is spliced from 6 exons. The record is from RefSeq and is a predicted model, not a curated record. Gene Ontology annotation, cellular component: cytoplasm.
UCUCCUCUUCCCCAUCCCCAUCUUUCUAUUUUAUCCUCCAUCUUCCUUUUCUUUCGUCUCGCGUUCUGAAGAUCCAGUUCAAUCUUAUUCCAUCUUUUGGAUCUUUCCGCAGUUUUACUGUCGCUGUUCAUUCUUCGUGAAGAGUCAUCCACCUGGAACACUACCGAGUCACUUGAGCUCCCUUUGCUUGCCUACGAGACAUCCAACUUCUACUCUCUUCCAAGAGAUCACAAAAGAUCAUCCGUCAUCAUGGCUGAAACUUCGACCGUUAUCUCCAACACGGAUAACCUCAUGAAAUACAUGGACCUCCCCCAGAGGGGCCACAUCCAAGCAGAGUACGUCUGGAUUGACGCUGUCGGUGGUUGCCGCUGCAAAACCAAGACCCUCUCGAAACCCGUCAGCUCUGUCGAUGAGCUCCCUGAAUGGAACUUUGAUGGUUCGUCGACCGGCCAGGCUGCUGGUGACAACUCCGAUGUCUACCUUCGCCCCGUUGCUUUCUUCCCCGAUCCCUUCCGCCGUGGCGACAACAUCCUCGUCCUCUGUGAAACCUGGGAUUCGGAUGGUACCCCCAACAAGUUCAACUACCGUCACGAGGCCAACCGUCUGAUGGAGGCCCACUCCAAGGAAGAAUGGUGGUUCGGCCUGGAACAGGAAUACACCCUGCUUGGUACUGACGGCUGGCCGUACGGAUGGCCCAAGGGUGGUUUCCCCGGUGCCCAGGGUCCUUACUACUGCGGUGUUGGUACGGGCAAGGUCUACUGCCGUGAUAUCGUCGAGGCUCACUUCCGUGCUUGCCUGUACGCCGGUAUCAAGAUCUCCGGUAUCAACGCUGAGGUCAUGCCCUCGCAGUGGGAGUACCAGGUUGGACCUUGCAAUGGCAUUGAGAUGGGCGACCACCUCUGGAUGUCCCGUUUCUUCCUACACCGUGUCGCUGAAGAGUUCGGCGUCAAGAUCUCGUUCGAGCCCAAGCCCGUCAAGGGUGAGUGGAACGGUGCCGGUCUUCACACGAACGUCUCGACAGCCUCGAUGCGUGAAGACGGUGGUAUGAAAUUCAUCGAAGCCGCCAUGAAGAAGCUCGAGGCCCGUCACGUUGAGCACAUUGCCGUCUACGGUGAGGGUAACGAAGAGCGUCUUACUGGUCGUCACGAAACCGGUAACAUCGACAAGUUCAGCUACGGUGUUGCCAACCGUGGUGGCAGCAUUCGUAUUCCCCGCCAGUGCGCCAAGGAUGGCAAGGGUUACUUCGAGGACCGCCGUCCCGCCAGUAACGCUGAUCCUUACCAGAUUACUGGUAUCAUCGUCGAGACUCUCUGUGGUGGCAACUAGAUCACUUCCAAAAACAUUGGCAUUUCGUCUUAGCGCUCGUAUACCCUUCGGUGUCAACAGAGCGGGACUCAGGAGUGCAGCCUGGCAGCAUACUUCAUGGCAGAUUUUCUCUUGGUGUUCUUUUUCCUUUCUUUUUCGACUGGGGUGCCAGAGCUUGCCUUUUGCGUUCGUUGACCCGCAUAUGCAUUAAUUAUUUUCGUUGUCUGUCGUUUUUGUGGGUUAUGUGUUACGUUCAAUAGCAUAGAUCUUUCAUUAGUGCUACGGGGUGAUAUUGGAGGCACCGUCGUUAGCACAGGAUCAGGUUGGAGGAGCAUUGAUACAAUGGGAAUUGGGAAACAAAAAAGCCGGAUGGCAUACUGUUUUAGUAGAAAUGUACUGUACAAUCGUUAUAGGGAUAAUUGGGCACUGGCAUAAUCAACUGGAUUAUAUGGCUAUCAGUAAUAUGAUGCA